This is a messenger RNA of Daldinia caldariorum, 1524 nucleotides long. Its product is annotated as SBDS protein C-terminal domain-containing protein. NCBI's taxonomy places the organism in Eukaryota, Fungi, Ascomycota, Sordariomycetes, Xylariales, Hypoxylaceae. Bases 551 to 1477 code for a protein of 308 amino acids. The record is from RefSeq and is a predicted model, not a curated record. Gene Ontology annotation, biological process: cytosolic ribosome assembly; ribosome biogenesis. The transcript has 3 exons.
CGGUCAUUCUUCUCCUAUGUAGUAUGUACCGAGUCCCUAUCGAUAUUGGUUCCAUAUUUCUCCCAUUUCCCCCAUUUCCCCACUAAUCUAGAUGGAGUAGGUACAUCCAUCAAGCAUAAAGCAUGUUUUCCUUAUCAUCAUGAUUCAGCAUGACUUCCAUCGCAUUAAGUUGAGGAUGGAAUGGUUGUCCGUCGCAAUGAAUAAAUUGAUAUACCCUUAAUCCGUAGGUAGUAUUUGACUUAUGAUGAUGCACUUACAUGCAAGUACCUGGUCAACUGAGCUGUUCCUGCGUCUCUCCCGCGUCUUCUCCCUUGCCUUAGGUACAUAAAGGACCCGCUAUGCGUUGGCCCAAAACGAAUAUCUUCUUCAGUCGGCCUACCUAUUCCUUCUCCACGAAAAAAAAACCUCGGUUUUGGGAAGACAGCGUUUAUACGAAUUUCUCAAGUCCCCGGUAGUUGAACAAUUACCACUUGCGACGUCAGACUUUGCGCAACCCAGAAAAAAAUAAAAAUAAUAACAUCGACAUUCUUCUGAUAAACGAAGAGAUAAUAUGUCGCGCAUAAACCAACCUUCGAAUCAAAUAAAGCUCACAAACGUGUCACUUGUCCGCCUAAAAAAGGGAAAGAAGCGCUUCGAGAUCGCUUGCUACAAGAACAAGGUCCUAGAAUGGCGAUCCGGUAUCGAAACCGACCUCGACGAGGUCCUACAAAUCCCCAACGUCUUCCUUAACGUGUCCAAGGGGCAGACCGCGCCGACCGCAGAUCUCGCCAAGGCGUUCGGGAAGGACAAAUCCGUAAACGACAUCAUCCUCGAGAUCUUGAAUAAGGGCGAGCUGCAGGUGGGAGAAAAAGAGCGCUCGGCGCAGCUGGACAGAGUGCACAAUGAGGUCAUAAGUAUAGUGGCGAGCAAGCUGGUCGAUCCGCGCACGAAGAGAGUCUACACCACCGGCAUGAUCGAGAAGGCGCUCGAUAUGUUAAGCUCUCAGGCGCAUCAGCAGCAAGGCGACAAGAAAAGCUCGGAAGCGGGCAGCGGCGCGGGAACGCCAGCUACGGGCGACGACGCGGAAGCGAAGCCAAGAACGAAAGAGCACAACUGGACAGGCGUGGUCACGACGAAGAGCGCAAAGAGUCAAGCCCUCGAAGCCAUGAAGGCUUUAAUCGCGCACCAGCCGAUCCCCGUCUCCAGAGCGCGGAUGCGGCUCAGGAUUACGUGCUCGACGAACGUUCUGAAGCAGGCAGUCAAGGCGCCCAAGGGCGCUGAUGCGGAGGGAGAACAGAAGGCUCCCGGGACCGUGAAAGACAAGAUCUUGAGCUACGUUGAACAGGUCGAAAAUCAAGAUGUCAUGGGAUCGGAGUGGGAAGUCGUCGGCUUUGUGGAGCCGGGGGCUUUCAAGGGUCUAUCCGAUUUCGUGGGGAAUGAGACCAAGGGUCAAGGACGUGUGGAGGUCCUGGACAUGGCAGUUACUCACGAGGAUUAGGAUUAUACGUCUAGUGCUAAUGUCAUGUCACAUUGAAGAAUUAUCAA